AUGGCGGAGAGUCAUGUCCUUGCGAACGCGACCAACGUUUCCAUCAAGGAUUCGCAUUUUCAUACAAACGCCAUUCAGACUCAUUAUCAGCCAGAGCUACGUACCCCCCUCAAAGGACUGGACUUUCUCUUCAACAAAAGCGCACCUAGCGCCCGUGUAGACUCGAAUGCGCGUUACGACGCGCCAAGAUGCGACGAAGGAACUCGCGAGGCUAUCAUUCAAAGAAUCAUGGAAUGGAUCGAGAGCGACGAAGAUUGGGCGUCCGCACUCUGGCUCCACGGACCAGCUGGGUCGGGGAAGUCGGCUUUGGCUCGUACAAUUGCAGAGCUCUGUGCAGCAAAAAGGAUACUUAUGGCCACCUUCUUCUUUGCCAGGAUAAGGACGGACCGAAUUAUCGACGGAAACCUCCUGAUACCUACCUUGGCCUACCAGCUCGCCGAGCAGAUGCGCCUACCUCGAGCAUCUAUCAAGAGGUGCCUCCUCCAAGACCGCAGCAUUUUUCACAAGACGAGAGAACUGCAGAUGAAGGGGUUGGUUAUCAACCCCUUGAGCACGUAUCUGUCCCACCUCGAGUAUCGCUACAAGCGGCUCAUUCAGAAAGGCCCACCUCAACUAAUCGUCAUUGAUGGCCUCGACGAGUGCCUUGGGAAGGAUAUUCAGCGCGACCUGGUACGCGUCCUCGGUCAGGCGGUUCAGACCCUCCGCCUUCCAAUUCGUUUCCUUGUCGCGAGUCGACCGGAGAGCCAGAUUCGAGAAAUGUUUGUCACUCAAGGAGUCUUCGAUGCCGUUCGCCUCACCACCUUUGACCUCGGAAAGGAUCCUAAUACCACAAAUGAUAUUCGAACGUAUUUGGAAGUUCAGUUCACAAAAAUAAGGAAUACACACACAAUCCGCGACGAAAUCCCGGCGUCAUGGCCUUCGCGCGAAGACAUUGCGACACUCGUAGAAAGGGCCUCUGGUCAAUUCAUUUUCGUUUCAACCGUGGCUGGAUACCUCGGUUCCUCCAAACAGAACCCCGUCAAACGCCUCAACAUCAUCAUCGAACGCUUGUCGCCUCCUGCGCCUGAUAGACCUUAUAGCCAGUUGGAUUUACUGUACCAACUGAUCUUCUCGUCUGCAGAAGAGUCAGGGGUAGACAUUUAUGCCGUGCUCCGUGUCUUGGGCAUCUUGAUUGUUGCACGACCUGAAGGUGCCCUCGAUGGCUUAUACUCAACCUAUGCCGGCAUUGCAGGCAUUUUGAGCAUCACCUCGGGUGAUGUUGUCCUACUUCUUGACGAGUUUGUGUCUCUCAUCGAGCUCCCACCGCUUCAGAGCACACUUCCAAUCAGAAUUCUACACGCCUCUUUAGCUGACUUCCUUCUUGACGGCUCGAGGUCAGGUAGGUUUUAUGUCGACGUGCACCAGAUUCAUGGAGUCCUUGUCUCGCAUUACUCGAAGAAGAUUCAUCAUCUCUCUGAAAUGACGCCUGCGACACAUCGGGAUAGCUUGAAGCAUUUUUUUCUCCCUUUGCUCAUGCACUGGAGAGACGCUGACAUGCUGAAGGAACACGGCGACCUCCAUAGUGUCAUGUCGCGCAUCUCUGAAGCAAUGGUUUUUCUAUGUGAGUGUCCCGAAUCCUGCGAAGAUGUCCUUUGGACAAUGUAUCAGAAGGCUAUAUCAACCCAUCAGCUGCGGAUAUCGACCGGAAUGCUAGAACAACACGCCCAGAUUGCCCCGAGGCAGCCCGUUAUCGUCACAAUAUCUCUUCGUUCCCCGCCGAGUGUCUGGGGGUCCCUCGAUUCUCAGCUAUUCCCUUCACGGACUAUUACACGGCGUAUAGGGAAGCGUGGUCCCGAAAUGUCUCUUAUACGAGCAGUAGAUUUCAGAGGAGUUUCGACUGUCGCCGGCAAAGACGAGAUAAUCGUGAUUGAGAUUUCUUUAGCAUCACCUGUUCGCUGUGAAGCUGUGCUCGAAUGGUUAAAAAGGCUCGAAAAGGCACGAAUUAUUUUUUCAGGGGUCCUUUUUCAUGAAGACAUCACCUCCAAACUAGGUGUGGUUGAGCCGGCUGGCAUUUAUGUUCAAUUUUUUAGGCAUUGUCUUUCACUUUGCCCCGUUGCGAUUAUCCUGGAGAAGUGCCAGCACGGGCUGCUUCCCAUACCAGGACGUGAGUCGCCCGACGCCGAUCAGCUCCUGAUGCCCUGGACGCGAGCGGCUCAAGGGCACCAAUGUCUUCUUUGGUGUCUAAGAACGUGGCAAACCGCGGGCGAGAUCCUGGUGAGCAUAUUAUUAGAAAGUAGAAUGUGGGGCCAGAGCUAUCAACACGGCUUUGACGAUCAGAACACCUUUCCGACAUUAAGGGAAAUCAAUAUUGACAUUAGAACAUACCUCGAGAUCCAGUUCGCAGCCAUCCAAGACGCACAUCGCUUGCGAGAGGAAAUACCCGCUGUAUGGCCAUCGCCGGAGGAUAUCACGAUCCUUGUUGAGAGGAUAUCUAACCAGCUAAUCGCCUCCACCGCAAUUGCGUACAUCGGGUCCCCUAAACACAACCCUGUCAUCCGUCUAACAACCCUCCUCGAGCAUCUGCCGCUUGCUGCAACCGAUGCAGUGGGAAGGCAGUUUGAUUCUCUUUAUCGCCUGGUCUUCUCUUCUGCGGAAGAGUCGGGGAUCGAUGUCAAAGAAAUCCUCUUAGUCAUGGGCGUGUUGAUUGUUGAGCGGCCUGAAGGUGCCCCCAACGACCUCUACAGCACAUACUCGGGCAUUGCAGGUGUCCUGAAAAUAUCUCCUGGAAAUGUUGUCCUUUACCUCAAGGAAUUGGCAGCUUUCAUUGAACUCCCACCUCACGAGAGCAUGCUUCCAAUCACAAUUAUACAUGCUGCCUCUCUAGCAGAUUUCCUCCUCGAUCCCGCGCGAGCUGGUCGAUUCUACGUCGACAUGGGCCCCAUUCAUGAGGCACUUGCUUUGCAUUACCAGGAACAAACCCAUGCGCGCAUCUCCAAAAUGAGUUGCUCUACGCAUUGCGCUGACUUGAAACAAUACUUCUUUCCUCUUAUCUUUCACUGCAGGAAGACUGGAAUUUCAGAACUCAAUCAUCACUUCUGGGGUUCCAUAUCGUUCCUCUCGACCGCCGUGAUUAUGCUUUGCCAGUGCCCUGAACCAUGCUACGACCUCGUCGAGGAAAAGCUCAUUGAAAACGAUCCAGUAUCUCCAAUGCUGCCAGAAUGGAUCGAGCACUGUACAAAGCAGCACUUUGCCAUUCUGUCAGUGACCGCGACCUCCAGUUUGCCGCCCUAUAUCUGGAAUACGAUUGACUCGCCAUACUCCCUACAUACAAGAACGAGACGGAUUGGAACAAACACCCCCGAGAUGUCUCGCAUCAGAUCAGUUACCUUUGAGGGGGUCAAAUCUGCAAUUUGCUCGAAAUUAAUUGGCGAAGAUGAGAUAAUCGUCAUCGAAAUACCUUCACUGUUGCCUGGUCGGUGCGCAGCAAUGCUUGACUGGCUUAAAGGGCUGCAAAAGAGACAGAUCCAAAUUUGUGGGGUUCUCUUCUGCCAGAAUCCCACCUCCGAACCAGAUGAGAGCUAUCAGGAACUUCUCCGUUACUUUCACACGAUUUGCCCUGUUGCACUUCUCUGGCCAAGAGUGGCACCCCACAAGCUGCCGAAGGAAGACAGUGUUGAAAAGGCUCUGACGAUCUGGCGACAGGCAACUCUAAUCCACGGAACACUGCUAUGGUGUAAGUAUCAGGGAACAGAGGAAAGUGCAUGUCAAAUCCUGCUGGAUAUGUUGCUAGAGAAUAAUAACUGGAGUCAGAACAAUUACCAGCACUCGGCUUGGAAGGAAAUAGGGAUAGUCAAAGGCCGUAGCCCGUAA
This is a messenger RNA of Cyclocybe aegerita, 3849 nucleotides long. NCBI's taxonomy places the organism in Eukaryota, Fungi, Basidiomycota, Agaricomycetes, Agaricales, Hemipholiotaceae. The record is from the annotation of a GenBank genome assembly.